AUGGCGACGGCGGCCCAGGGCGCGCCGGGAGCGAUGGAUGACGGUGGCAGCAGCUCCGUGAGCAGCUCCGUCAGUUCGGCCCCGCCGGAGGCACUGGAGGCCGUGGCCGCGGAGUGGAUGCUGGAGUUCGCCUGCUCCUGCCUGUGCCGGCACUUCGCGGAGCAGAGCGGGGCGGAGUUCUGGCGCUGGAGGGACGUUGCGCAGGCUCUUAUUAGUGGCCUCUCCCAAAUACCUCCACAUCAGAAAAAAACAGUCUAUCUCUGCCAGCUUUUGAUAAGAGUUGCACAAGGAAAAAGCCUUGGAUUACAGUUUGAAAAUGAUAAAAGAAUUUCACCUUUGGAAUCUGCUCUGUCUUUCUGGACUUUACUUGAAAGGGAAGAAAUUAAACUGGAAAAACUUCAUGAAGAAAUUCGUCGCUUGAUUCAAAUUCAGAUUGUAGCAGUCCAUAUGGAAAACAGGUAUUUCAGGGAAGCUGCUGAAGUUCUUGAAAGGCUGUUCACAGACUCUGAAUCAGAUAAGCCUUUAAGGGUGAAGCUGGCAACCAUAAUUAAAACCAGGGAUCCAUAUGUUCCUCUUCUCCAAAGCUUCAGUUACGGUCUUUUGAUAAGUAAAAUCAAGUCUUACAUUGAACGUUUCAUGAAAGAAAAUGAAACUAACUUCUUAAUACAGGAAGCCACAAAACAUGUGGUGUCUAAAGGAUUGGGAGCAACAACAUUGCAGAACAGACCUGUGAAAGUCAAUGAAAAUGGCAGAAGUGAUUUGGAAAAAAAACAUAGGUUGGUGAAAGAGAAACAGUAUAUCACAAGUCAGUCAUCUGGAGUCAUAAAACCCAUAGCAAGGAGACGUUCAGGACAGAAGCCCAAAGAGACCAGAGUUCUUCAGAGUCUUACCAGCAUGCAAAAUGUGGGACAAAACGAAGUUUCUUUAGCAUGUAGCCGAAGAAGACAGAAAUGGACUCCGAAAGAAGACCUGGAGCUGAAAUUGGGAGUAAAGGAGUUUGGAGUGGGUAACUGGGCUAAAAUUUUAGCCCAUGGUGCCUUCGACAACCGAACAAGUGUCAUGUUGAAAGACCGGUGGAGAACAUUGAGCAAGAUGAAACAAAGUUGAUUUGGACUACAGGAACCAACUCUUCUUGACCUUUCCCUACAUAAGGACCUACUCUAGCUUUUCAGAAUAACAUCUUAUUUUAGCCUCAGAGUGUCCAGCAGUGCUGCUGUCAUAAAACAUGAAACAGAAUAGUAAUAGGUAUAAAACAUUUGUGUAAGCUCACCUACUCUGGUAAUGAUGACUUAAAUGUAAAGUCUGGCCUUUUUUGCUACAUGCAAUAACAGAUAACCUAGAUUCUGAAAUGUGAAAAUAUUUGUAGUGAUUUAUGUAAAUAGGGGUAUUAGAUCUGAUUGGCAACAUCUUUAGUUUGAUGGAGGCUAAUAAAAAGGCAAAUGUUCUGUAUUUUUAAAGGGCUGUAUCUCUUUAGAUUGACCUUUUCAUAAUUUUACUUGCUGCCAUAUAACCCAUUCUAAUUUCUUUUGCUUCACUUUGAAAUUUAGGUCAGACUUGACGUUUCUAUAAGUUUUACUAAAAAGUAUGUACGUAUUAGUAUUGCUAAUUUUCUGAGAUGAUGGUUUGUUGGGGUUUUUUUCUGCAGUUAAAAAGCGUAAAUUCAUAUAAUAUCGUAUUUUUAAGUAACAAAGGGACUGGUUAGUUUUUUGCAUGGAAAGGAACCCUAUGACACUAGCACUUAGCAUUUCUUGGUUAGCUUGUGACACUUACCUUGUCUUGAUCAGUGCCUUCUUCCAGACCAGCAGGAAAGGGAAAGCUCAAAAACACAUGGCCAAAGUGGGGCUCAAUAAUGAGUCUACACUGUCAGUGACAGCAAAGAUACAUUUUAAUGGAGGUCACUAUCAAGGUCUCUGCUGGCCACUGCAACUCUCCUGCUCAAGGGAGACUGGGACAGAUGGAUGAUGGCACUAGCCUGUAUCUCUGGAUUAGAUCAUUUGGAAGAGAUUUCCACAAUCUCAGAAAACUCAUGCAUUCCACUGUCAUACUGGUGUGAAUCUAGUGACUUGAACUAACAUAAUACAGCAUUCUUUUAAAAGUGAAAUCCCCUGAAUUCAGAUGUUUUCUGUACCUUUUUUUCAUGGCUAAGGUUUUUAUUUUCCAAGAACCUUUUAAGAACAAGCACUUGUCUGAAUUGGUCAUAAUAAAACAAAGCUCUCUGAGCUAAUUUUCCCCAUUAAAAAGGAAAACAUAUAGUUAUGAAGUCUGAAACAUUCAGAAAGUAUUAAAAUAA
Messenger RNA from Melospiza melodia melodia, 2290 nucleotides. RefSeq names its product telomeric repeat binding factor 1 (gene TERF1). The transcript is spliced from 10 exons. Gene Ontology annotation, molecular function: double-stranded telomeric DNA binding; microtubule binding; DNA binding, bending. The record is from RefSeq and is a predicted model, not a curated record. Gene Ontology annotation, cellular component: nucleus; chromosome, telomeric region; nuclear telomere cap complex. Lineage: Eukaryota; Metazoa; Chordata; Aves; Passeriformes; Passerellidae. Bases 1 to 1107 code for a protein of 368 amino acids. Gene Ontology annotation, biological process: telomere maintenance via telomerase; negative regulation of DNA replication; negative regulation of telomeric D-loop disassembly.